GUCUUUGUCUUGCAUGCACUUGAGCAGCCUGGACGAGAGCGUGGGCGAGGCCUCGGGCUGCGACUCGUACGGCGGCUACGAGGGCGUCGAGCACCUCAAGCGCCACUCCCUCAGCCACCUGAGAGCAGCCAGCUGCGACUCGCUCUCCUGUGGGUGCAAGGGAGUGGGCGUGGGUGCCGGCGCGGGCGGGUUCGGUGCUAGGGGCUUUGGUGGCGGGAACAGGAGGCGGGUUGCCGCGCUCGGAGUAAACGGUAGACUUAACACUUGGAAUGCUUCGUGUUAUGGCGCUUCCUCGUGCUACGGUGGUGGCAUUAGAAACGGGAUUGGUGGUGGUGGUGGUGGUAGUUAUGGUGGUGACGGUGAUACCGUUGGUGAUGUGACGGAUGACAGUUUUAUAUUCAUUGAGAAACCUCCGCUCAAGUACCAUGCAGUAUCUUGUGACGUUUUACGGGAAGAAGGUAAAGAGACGCGAGUCACAGCUUCCGGUUUGGGGAAAGAGAAGUACCUGCCUCCGAUCGGCGAGCGGAAGACGUGGCAUGAGGACGAGGCCUUCGUGAAGCAGGUGGUGGAGGAGUACUUCAAGGACCCUCCUCCCCUCUCGGAUUCCGAGGGCAAACAUGCGGAGGGCAAGGGCGACGGCUCACCGCGAAGUCGCGAGCGGCCCUCCGGCGAGGCUGACAGCUGUAAAGACUUGUCCACUUCGUCGUCAUCGUACUCGUCGUCGUCGUCUUCGUCAUCUUCGUCGUCAUCGUCAUCAUCCAGCGAAAGUGAUGACUGCUUAGACGGCGGGUCUCAGGGCGGGGCCGGCGAGUGUGGCAGCCCCAGCAUAGACGACACCACGUACUGCGACGACUCCGACGAGACGACCUCGUGGUUCACGGACGACUCCCUGGGCUACGAGGCCGACGUGGAGCCCAGUGACAAGGACACUCUGGGGCACGUGUGGCGCCGGUGGAGAAGCGCGCCAGACGUACGACCUAACAGUGACGUCAGGGGUAGGUGGCUUCCCGCGGGCAGGGGGGCGUCCGCGGCCAAGAAAGGCGUCGCAGACACUCGCGCGCGCGGAGGUGGAGGUGAUGCGAGCAGCGGAGAGCGGGCGUGGCGGCGGCGGGGCAAUGGCGGUGGUGUAGGGGCGGCAGGAGGGGCGGAGGGGGGCGCUAGCGCGACCCCAUAUAAACACGUGCCAGUAUGUGGGUACCAGACCCGUAAGUCGUGUAGCGUCGAUGAGACCAAGUUGUCACGCCUCAGGCUGGGACUGAGGAAGGUGAAGAAGCACAAACUCCUGCAGUUUAGUCACGACGACGCCGAGAGGAGGCCGAGGACCGCGCGUGUCGCCUCCAGCAGGAAGACCGACGAGAGUGAGCGCGAUGCCAGUGACCUUCUGGGCAGUGCCUCGGCCCUCACGCCGCACAGCGAAGAGACCGAGGAAGACCUCUUCCAAGGCGUCGAGAAGCUAGAGUUCGUGAAUGGUAAAUUCUCGGCUGGCACAGACAAGCCAGGGUGCAGCGGGUUGGUGUGCGAGUGUGUGCGGAGGGGGCUGCAGACUGCGGGCGCGAACGAAAGCAGCAGGGGUGGGCGUGGUACGAGUGUGGAGGCGGGGAGUGUAGAUGACAGCACCACAGAGAGGACGCAGCGGGUGCUUUCGCAGGGCUUGGUGAUCCACCAUUCCGCUAACACAGAGGCGGACAUACUCAAUGGAAGUCUCAUAAGGAACGCUCUUAGCAUACUCAGAGAGGAACAGAAGUUGCAGACCCUGCCAGACCCAGCCCCUGCGCCCCCAGCUGAGGACGCAAGCGAGGCGAGUGAAGGGAAGGGGGCGGCAACCGCGGCUCCGGCGCCAGAACAAAGCCACCCCGAGGACGCCUGCACAAAGGCAUCGCAAGAACAAACUGAAGAUGUGGCUAGUAGUGCUUUGCCCCCCCAGGACGAAAUGAACAAAGUGAACAUCACCAUCCACCUCACUCCACCGCUCCCUCGGAGGACAGGUGAGGAGAGCGGGAUGGGGGGCGUCCCCACCCAGCCUCUUGCGCACCAGCACCAAGCGUUCCCCGGUGUGGCUGGCGCUGGGCCUCAUGUGUCUAGUGUAACGCAGUGUGUUCCAGUGAGUGAAGCAUCGAGAGUGACCGAGUGUGAACAGAAGGGCGGGAACGCAAAAGGCGAGCAGCAUCGUCACUAUGAGAACGUGGACGGAUUCGGCGGGCGGGGGAGCGACGGGGCCGCGGCCGACGGCGGCGGAGCGGAGGCAAGGGGCGGUUACCACAGCAGGUCGAGCGUCACGCAGAGUCGUGGCCCCUCCGAGGCUGCCAGGCGCUCCACCAGUGUGGAUUCCCUUUUGAAAAAUUAUCGUUAUCCUGAGACUCCCGAGUCGAGGACCAGCUCCUUGUCAUCCUCCAGCGGCCAAAGCAGUUGUUGUCAUGGAAGGUCGAGGUGCAGGACAAAGUCGUCGGGGAACAAGAGCCAGCCACACACUCCCAGCCAAGGGCACCGUCACCCCAGUGCCCCGAGAGAGGGCUCCGGCACCACAAGUUCCGCAUCGAGUAAGGUUUUCGGCUCAGAGUUCCACGUGCAUCGGGUUCAGGUGGGAACGGGAAACGAUCGCAAGUUCGCGCAGGCCACACAGCGGUCUGUGCUGGAGGUCCCUGUGAGUGGCGCAGAGGAGCGCCAGGUGGCUGCAGGAGGGCGAGGCCGAGACGCAAACCUUCAGAAGAGUGAACUUGUUCUCGAGCCGCCGAAAUCGCUGGGGACACACCCUGGCUCCUCCCCCCGCCACCCCACCUUCCUGACUGCAACCUUCCCGACCUCCAAGACAUGCAUAUCGGAGUACAACAUCGGGGACACUAAGCCGCAAUCGCCAGCAAAUACUCCUGGCUUGUUCUGCGAGGGGAUGAAGCAUUCUGUAAACAAGACCAAGAAUAAUAAAGCAACAGAAAUCUCUAAAGAAGAGCACGCAGAGAAAAAAUCCGGCAAAAGUGACUCUAAGAGCAAAUCUAAGUCUAAGCCUCGAAAAUACUUCUCCGGUAUUUUGAAUGCUUUUGGUUCCGCCGCGCCCCGAUUUAGAGGCACGGGAUCAUCAUCAGAUGCCAAGGGAGAGAGCAAGGAGCGGAGUCAGAGCAAGAAGGUUGUGGCAGACGGUGAGGGUGGUCGUGUUGUCCCGCCCCAGAGCACACAGACAUCUGAUCUGACAGCCGCCGCCGCAGGUCGUACUCCUAGUGGGUUGUCGGAUGCAGGCUCCUCCGACAGGACCUGUGACGCGGCAGCCAAGGGUAGUGCGCUGUGUAACAAAGCCGGUGCGGCGGAGUCUAUAAGCGAAGCAUUACAGGUAAGGGAGACUAAACAUAGUAGCCUUGGUGCCUCAGAAUACCGUCAUCGUAGUGACGUCGCCCCGAUACCCAGUCCGCGGCCACGUCGCGCCCGCAAGAAUAGUCAUGACUCAGCAGACAGCGUCGCGCCCACACCACCCACCCGCCGCAGAAAUCCCGGGGAACACACCGGCAAACCAGCUGUAGAUGGUGGCACUAAGGAGUUGGAGAAUCUCGAGAGUCCCCGCACGAGCCCGCGAGUGCGCCGUGGACGGGAGCCAAGGGAGCCAACCACCCCGUCAGCAGAGAAGAACUUCCGGCGCCAGCUGCCCACACCCGCACCGCAGCCUGGCCUCAUUAACACACCUGGGACGCCACCCGCCCACACGGCUCUCCAAACCUCUUACGAAAAUAUUUCUUUCCACGAGAGACAUUCUUUCAGCAAGCGAGAUGUACCUGUAGAAACGCAGAGGCGUGAUUCUGGAGAGAAGGCGGGCGGGGGGACGCGCCAAGACGCUUGUCCUUCGUUCUCCUCCAGGUCCUCGAGAGCAGUGGAGACGCCCCGCACCACUAAAUCACACAGGAGUUCUAGGUCAAGUAAAAACUAUACCUGCUCUGGCGGUUCGAAUAAUGGGACGGCGGGGGGGAGCAAUGUAGCGGCAGAGCAGAAGAACCAAGCCAAUGAGGGCAGUGGGAAGGCAGAGGGCGCCCCGCGAGACAGCGCCAGUGCUCCCGCCGGUGGAGCGACAGGCACAGGCGGAGGAGGAGGUCGAGUAGAACGGUUUCCACGCGGUGGGUCGAGCGGGGGAUCAGGAACGAGUGAUACAACACCGUCCUGGCGACGCCGGAGAUCGCGCCCCCCUACUCUGCCCACGACACCGCCACAGACAUCCCGAGUUCGCAGAUCCUCUCAGUCGUCGGCCACGUCGGGUGGGUCACUGACCUCAUCCCCAACCCGAUGGAGGCGCCCCCAGGCUGAGGAUACAUGGGAGGGGACCAGCGACGAGGGCGGAAGGGAGAGCAGCCACUCAAGGUCCCCGUCUUCCGGGUCUGUAGCCUCAGAGUCAACUUCGUUUUACUACAGUGCGGUCGGGUCCACCAUGUACGAGCGUCCGAAGUCGCUGUUCGAGGAUGACACAGCUAGGUACUCCUUCGUGACGUGUCCUCAGUACGAACCUGUGCAGCCUGGAGACGUGGAAAGUACUUUUACCGUCCCUGUACCGGACACCUCGUCCAACAACAACCUACCGAGAACCAUCAGUGGCGACCUUAACUGUGACAUUGACAUCAGUCUGACCGAGGGGGAGAUAAAGGUCCGUGUAAGAACAGAGGAUGAAGAUGUGGUAUCGUCCACUCCUAUACAAGACGACGACGAAGACGAAGACGAUGACGGCGACGACGGAGCUGAGGUGGAAACCGAUAGCGACGAUUACGAGUUGUCGAGCGAAGAACAAGCUCAGGAGGACCAAAGGAAGGGUGACGGCCUUAGAGGGGAGGGCGAGGUGAUAGGAGACAGCGGCGUGGUCCAUGCCGUUCCUUGCGUAGCUGUCACGGACUCUUCAAACAGAUCGAGCCUUUCCAGUUCUUAUGGAAAGCCAACAUUCCGCGGGAAGUACCUGGACUCCCUCGGGCGUCGCGAGGUGGGGAAGAGGGAGAGCGGUCUCGUGCAUGCAUCCCCUUGCUGGGCCACGACGGACUCCGACGUCAGGUCCAGCGUCUCAAGCACAGACUUCUAUAGCAAAGUCUGCAUAAAACCUACUCACACGCAGCGAACGUACGAACCGCAGUACGUAAACGUGCAACCGACGGAGGAGGCGACGGCUGUUGACGAUGCAGCGUCGGAUUCUUCUCAGCCGGAGAAACGGAGGCUCUCCGGAGUGUGGUCGAUCGACGGGGACACGGACCGCGAGAGUGACCCCGAAGAUCAGCAGGAAAGUUUCACAAAUGAAAUCUCUGGGGAGGACCUGCAAAGAAAGGUGGCAGACAUCAGCUUAGACGAAGGUAAGGAAGAGGCGAGUCGCCUGACCGAGUCCUUCGCCAGCAGUCACCACGGCGAGGAGUGCUAUGCCACCGAGGAAGUCGAAUACGGCCCGGAAGAGGCGGCCUUGCUGAUCGAUUCCUCCAGUCCUCCCCACGAGCAGCCCUUCCUAACCGAGCACGAGGUGGCGGACCGACCUCCUGACGGCUUCAACGAGGCCAACAUGGGCGAGGCGUGGGACCAACACGCGCGGGCAUGGGAGUGGCACAAGUCAGUGUGGGAGCACCACCAACACAUCCAUCAGCAGCACCUACAUCACCACUUCCACCACCAUCACCAGCACCAGUCGCUGUUGUCAGACGUCAUGUCGUGCCUCGGUGGCGGCUGGGGUAUGUCGGCGCCGUCGUGGUGCCACCACCCGUACCCCGAAGCAAAACCGGGAUGCCAGGACAGAAAGUCCGACGGGCGCCUGCAGGAGAGUCCCACUCCAGACUGUAGGUGGUCAGGGCACUUCGACGACCCCCCUUACCAGCCUGCCCCAGGGAAGCCUCCCCCCUCCCCAUUGCCUCCUUCAGGGACGCAGAAGAGCCGCGACACGUCCUCGCAGCCUCGAGAAGGUUCGCGCUCGCAGACCCGCCAGAGGUCGAGGUCACGGCGUCGCGCGCACUCGGCCAAUGCAAAGUACCGAGUCGAGCUGGAAAUCCCUCCCCACUUGCUGUCCCGGCCACGCCCCUCGUCUUUCACGAACCUGGUCACCAGACGACCCGGCAGCCAUUCCCCUGAACCCCUCGAAGACGACUUGGGUCAAGAGACUCUCCUUUACCUCUCGGGCGCAGCCACCGGGAACACCGCAGAGACGAACCGACGCCGGUUGGCAGAGCGAAGAAAGGACGAGGGCAAUGAGCAGUACAAGGCCAAGGAGUACCGCGAGGCCCUCAAGCUCUACACUCAAGCUAUUGAGCUAUGUCCAGAUUGUGCAGCGUAUUACAGCAACCGGUCAGCAUGUUACAUGAUGCUUGGGAAGUACAAUGAGGCCCUCAAUGAUGCCAGAGAGGCUGUGCGAUUAGAUAAAAAUUUUGUCAAGGGAUACGUUCGCGUCGCAAAAUGCAACAUUGCCCUCGGGGAUGCUAAUGCAGCUCUGUCAGUGCUGCGUCAGGCAGGAGAGCUCGAGCCCAACAACAAAGCAAUCCGUGACGAAAUCAACAAUGCUCAGGCCCUUAUCCGCUGCAAUGAUGAAAUUGAGAAAGCAACCACAAAGGGUGAUUACAGGACGGCCAUUUUCCACUUGGAUCGAGCACUGGAUCUAGCAGUUGGGUGUCGAAGCCUUAAGAUCACAAAAGGAGAAUAUCUGGUGUUCCUUCAACGAUAUGCCGAUGCUCAGGAGAUAGUCAAUGAGAUUCUCCAAUACGAUAGUGGUAAUGCUGAUGCCAUCUACGUUAGAGGAAUGUGUCUUUACUACCAGGACAAUGCAGAGGCAGCUUUCAAUCACUUCCAGCAUGUUCUGCGGUUAGCGCCUGACCAUCAAAAGGCUCGUGAAAUUUAUAAGAAAGCAAAACAACU
This is a messenger RNA of Penaeus vannamei (Pacific white shrimp), 6837 nucleotides long. Lineage: Eukaryota; Metazoa; Arthropoda; Malacostraca; Decapoda; Penaeidae. The record is from RefSeq and is a predicted model, not a curated record.